AUGGAAAGUAAACUAGUAAAGUUUUUGCACAAAGAUAUUGAGCAACCAUCUGGGCAACAACGUCUUACACCACUGUUGUUGUCAGACAGCAAAGGCAACCAUUUAAAAUUGUCAGGUUGUUCUAAGGUAGAGCAUGACAUUUUGAUUCGUGGUCGAGGGGGAAGGAGAAUAAUUGACUUAGACCAACUUCAGAAACAUGUGUCUGAGAUUACAAUGCAUACUGCAUUAUGUUCUGAGGCACAAAUGUGUGCAUUGGUCAACCGUCCGGUUGUUAAAUUGGUGGCUGAGAAGCAAAGACUUGGAUUGGCUUCAAUCAUGCAAGCUGAAUGUCAGGGGUGUGGUCAGCUGUUUCAACUGUCAACGUCGAAGAAAACAACAUCAUCUUCGGGUCUGAAAAGAUACGACAUAAACUUGAGAGCUGUUUGGGGAAGCAUGGUGACCGGAAGUGGACUUAGUCAUUUAUCUGAGUGCCUUGGAACAAUGGGAGUUCCAUCAAUGUCACAGCCUACAUUCACUGCCAUUGAACAGGAAAUUGGCAACUGGUGGUACAGUGUCCUCAAAGAAGACAUGUUUGCUGCUGGAGCUGAGGAAAAAAGGCUAGCUGAAGAAAGGAAUAACUAUCAUCAAGGUGUUCCUGCUAUAACAGUUGUAUGUGAUGGUGGAUGGAGCAAGAGAAGCCAUAAGCAUUCCUAUAAUGCUCUUGGAGGUGUUGGCAUCAUAAUUGGACAAGUGACCCGAAAGCUGCUCCAUAUUGGCAUCCGGAACAAAUACUGCUACACCUGUUCCUUGGCAGAGAGUCGACAAAAAGAUCCUGGGCAACAUGAGUGCUUUAAGAAUUGGGAUGAGUCGAGUCAAGCUAUGGAGGCAGAUGUCAUUGUGGAAGGCUUUAUGAAUGCUGAGAAAGAUCAUGGUGUUCGCUACAUGCGCCUUGUUGCAGAUGGUGAUAGUUCUGUGUAUGCCAGAAUACAGAAAACAGUACCAAUUUGGGGUCCUCAUGUAACUAAGCUGGAAUGUGCAAAUCAUGCAUGCAAAUGCCUCAGAAGCAGUUUGGAAAAAUUGGUUGACAGACUACCAAAACUAAAGGGAAGAGGAAAGUUGACCUUGGCAACUAGAAUAAGAAUUGUGUCUGCUGUUCGAUGUGCUAUUCGCAUGAGGUCUUCUGAAGAAAACAGAUCCUUGGCUUGUAAGAAAUUAGUUCAUGACAUUAAGAACUGCAUUUAUCAUGUUUUUGGCGACCAUACCAGGUGUCCUGAAUUCUGCAAGAAGUCCUCAGGUGAAAUUCCAAGUACAGAAAGCAGUCCUACCUCAACCUGUGAAGAUGAACAAUCUGAAUCUGUUAUAUCAGUUGUGGGAGACCAGCAAGACUUUUGGACUGAUGGUUCUUCUUUGAAAGAUCAGGAAGAUUCCAGAUUAGCGGUACCAGGAAGAGGAUUGUCUGCAGCUGACAAGGAAAUCAUAAACGAAGUUUGUCAACUAUUGAACCGCAUUGCAUCCAAAGCUGAAAGAUUACUUGGUAACUUCACCACAAAUCUAGCUGAGGCCUGGAUGAAUAUUCGUGCCAAGUUUGAUGGUGGAAAAUUUUUCAAUAGAUGCUCGAGAGGGUCUUGGCACUGCAGAUGCUAUGGUGGCGCUCUUCGUCAGAUUUGGGAACCAAGUGGUCACCUAUGGUAUGGACAAAGAGAGAAGCGUCUUCAACUUCAGCGCUUGCUUAGUGCUCGACCUGUGCAGAAAGCAAAACGCUGGAAAAGACGGAUGAUUGGCAGAAAACAAAGCGAUUCCACAAAAGCUAGACAGGAAUAUGGUACAGAUGUCAUCGAGGUUGUUGCUGAUUACUCUUCUCACCAGCUUUCAAUUUUGAAAGCGAAAUUUGACAAAGAUUUCGUACAGCUGUCCAAAGAGCGGGUGAAAGAAAUUUGUGAAGCAACAAUCGACCAGUCUGAUUCAGACAUAUGGCAUGAUGAAAGACGAAAAAGACUCACUUCAUCUAACUUUGGAGACAUAAUGGCACGGAAUUCAAAAAUCGCAGUUACAACAUUCAUCAAGAGGUUACUAUAUUCCACUUUCAAAGGAAACAGGUUUACGAAGAUUGGAUUAGCUGCAGAGAAGGCAACAGUUUCUGAGUAUUGUGCAAAGAAAGCUACAGAUGGUGACCCUGUUACAGUAGAGCAUACAGGCUUACAGAUUCUUCACAGUCAUCCAUUUCUUGCUGCAAGCACAGACGGAAUUGUGUCAUCAUUGGCAUCUGGUGAGAAGGGUUUACUUGAGGUCAAGAAUGUUCUCAUGAACAAACAGUUGACAUUCUUGGAGGCAGUAAAAUCUGUGUCUAAUUUCUGCUUAAUACAGUCAAGUAGAAAUCAACUGGUUCUGAAGAGGAAUCAUAAAUUCUAUUACCAAGUUCAAGGUCAGCUGAAUGUUUUUGACAUGAAGUGGUUGGAUUUUGUAGUAAGAUCUAGUUCUCCACAUCAGCUCCAUAUUGAAAGAAUAGUUGUUGACAAGAACUUGUGGGUGACUAAGAUGUUACCUAAGCUGACACCAUUCUACUACCCUUGUCUACUGCCAGAAUUGUGUGCACCAAGAUAUGGGAGAAGUCCAGGCAUCAGAGAACCUGGUGUCUGGUAUUUACAGAAGGAUACCAAACCAAAACAAGAGUCUUGUAAGCUUAGUUGUAGUGGCACCAAACCCCAAACUACCACCAGAUCUACCAACAGGGCUACAAGGCAACGUUUUGUGGGCCGGGAAAUUUCCCACAAGUGGAUAGUUGAUGAGUCAUCAGACAACUGUAAAUGGUACCAUGGCAGUGUUUUGGAUGUUACCUCUGGUCUUGAUGGUAACCCUGAUGCUGUUUAUGACAUUUAUUACCAUUCAGAAGAUGAAACAUAUUCCAUCAACCAUCUUGUGCAGGAUUUCAAAGAGGAUUCGGUCAAAUUUAUUGAUGCAUAA
Lottia gigantea (owl limpet) is the source of this 2940-nucleotide messenger RNA. RefSeq lists its product as hypothetical. The transcript has 5 exons. Lineage: Eukaryota; Metazoa; Mollusca; Gastropoda; Lottiidae. The record is from RefSeq and is a predicted model, not a curated record. The coding region runs from base 1 to 2940 and encodes 979 amino acids.